GGCCAGCAAGAAGUGGCCACUUGGCCCCCGGGGGCUUCCUAGGCUGGGCCGGGGCUGGAGGUGGCGGCUGCCGCCUGACACCCCCUCCUCCUCCCCUACAGCCGAGUGACCCCAGCUGCCUGAUCUCCUUAGGCCAGGCCUGGGGCCACCCACCCACUCGUGAGGACAGGGGCUGGCUUAUCUCACACGGCCCUGUUAACUCCUCCGCGGGCACGCAGGAAGUUGGGGGUGGGGGUCCAGCCAGGCAGGAAGCCCGAGGUCAGCCGGCCACAACCCAGAGAAGCGAGCACCCAGCCUCACCAACAUGUGGGUAUUCUUGCUGCUGUGGCCUCUGGCCCUGGGGUUCAGCCUGGGUGACACCCAGACCCCCAUCGGCUAUGAGGAGGUGGGGAGCGCGGCAGAAGGCGAUGACAGCACACCGAGGCCCCACCCCCGCGGCUUCCCCGGCCAGCCCUGUACCAACGACAGCAACACUCUGGAGCUCCCUGCCAACUCUCGGGCCCUGCUUCUGGGCUGGGUGCCCACGAGGCUGGUGCCUGCACUCUACGGGCUGGCCCUGGCAGUGGGGCUGCCCGCCAACAGCCUGGCGCUGUGGGUGCUGGCCACGCAGGUGCCCCGACUGCCCUCCACCGUGAUGCUGAUGAACCUGGCGGCCGCUGACCUGCUGCUGGCGCUGGCGCUGCCGCCACGGAUCGCCUACCACCUGCGGGGCCAGCGCUGGCCCUUCGGCGAGGCCGCCUGCCGCCUGGACACAGCCGCGCUCUACGGCCACCUGUACGGCUCCCUGUUGCUGCUGGCCGCGGUCAGCCUGGACCGCUACCUGGCCGUAGUGCACCCGCUGCGGGCCCGCACCCUGCGAGGCCAGCGCCUGGCCGGCGGGCUCUGCAUCACGGCCUGGCUGGCGGCAGCUGCCCUGGCGAUGCCCCUGGCGCUGCAGCAGCAGACCUUCCGGCUGGCACGCUCCGACCACGUGCUGUGCCACGACGUGCUGCCCACAGGCGCCCAGGCCUCCUACUGGCGGCCCGCCUUCAUCUGCCUGGCGGGGUUUGGCUGCUUCCUGCCGCUGCUGGCCAUGGUGCUGAGCUACGGGGCCACUCUACGCACGCUGGCGGCUGGGGGCCGGCGCUACGGCCACGCGCUGCGGCUGACCGCGCUGGUGCUGGCCUCCGCCGUGGCCCUCUUCGCGCCCAGCAACGUGCUGCUGCUGCUGCACUUCUCAAACCCCGGCCCUGACGCCUGGGGGGACCUGUACGCCGCCUACGUGCCCAGCCUGGCACUCAGCACCCUCAACAGCUGUGUGGACCCCUUCAUCUAUUAUUUCGUGUCUGCCGAGUUCAGGAGCAAGGUGCAGGAGGGCUUGCUCCGCCGGGCACCUGGCACCACCACGGCCUCCAGGGAGCGGGGCAGCCGGGCGACGGGGACCCGGUCCUCCUCGCUCGUGUGACAGGCCCGUCACAGGCUGGAUGAACAGGAAGGGAGUCGUUCUGGGUUGAAUAGGGUCCCCUCCAGAUUCACAUCCAUUGGGAACCUCCCAAGGUGAGCUUAUUCGGAAACAGGGUCUUGGCAGGUGUGAUUAGCUAGAAUGAGGUCACACUGGAGUACAGGGUGGGCCCUAAAUCUGAUGUGACUGGUGUCCUUACAAGAGGAGGAUGCAGAGACACACGGGAAGAAGAAGGCCACUUGACAGUGGAGGCAGAGGUGGGGUGAUGUGGCCACAAGCCACAGACUGCUGGCAGCGACUACAAGCAGCCAGGGGAGCAGCCUGGGAUAGUCUCCCUCGGAGCCCCUGGAGGGAGCCAGUGCUGCCUACACCUUAAUCUCGGGCUUCUAGCCUCCCGAACUGCCAGAGAAUAAACUGAAGUUUGAAGUCACCUGGUUUGUGGUACUGAGUUAUGGAAGGCCCAGGAAAAGAUGGGGAUUCAAUGUAGGUUCCUGGGUCUGACCAGUUCCCCUGUGACCGAGUCCAAGGUAGGGAUGAGGUGAGGCUGAUGAUGCCUCAAGGCCUGCUGUAGGACCCCACCCAGGAGGAGGCUUGGGCCCCCGACACCCCCGGGGGCCAAGGCAGCUGGGAGCCCUGUUGGCUGUCCUUCUCAUUCCCAGAAGCCAGGCCCUGGCUUGGGGAUGGGCUUUAUGGCUCUGAGCCUCCCCCCUCAGCCCCCCAAAGCCUGGUGCAACCCAUCUUUGGGAGCCACGGGGCUCAGCCUCCGUGAUCCUGGUUACCAGACACCACCUCCUGCUCCUCACCUGUGGUCUGACCCCUCUUCCGUCAGCUCCCCUGUGGAGCGGGUGGAUGGGGCAACAGGGGGAUUUAGGGUGUGCACCCAGGUUCAGGGGGCUGCAGCUUUGCAAACCCCACCCCCAACCACUCGAAGGCUGGUUUGAAUCGAGUUGGGGGACACCACGUGCAGAGGGGUGACUGUAGCCCCAGACACACACACACACACACACACACACCCUGCUGCUCCCCACCCGGACGGGCAGCACGGAGCACGGUGUCGGGAGCCCCUGAGGCAUCAGCUGUGGGGUAAGUAAGCCAUGCCCAGAGGCAGGGGGCAUGGGCACCACUUCUGGGCUCCCCACUGAGCUCAUGUGGGGUCUGGAGAAGACUGCCCAGCCCCAGGACACACACACACGUGCUCACCCACAUAAGAGGGAGCCUGGGGCCGUGUGAGUAAGGCCAAUGUCACUAACCUGGUGUGAUGACGUACUGGAGUAUCCCAAGAUGCUACCAUUGGGGGAAGUUGGGUACCUGAGACCUCUCUCUGUUGCUAUGUUGUUGUUGUUUAGUCGCCCAGUCAUGUGUCACUCUUUGCCACCCCGUGGACUGUAGCCCGCCAGGAUUCUCUGUUCAUGGGAUUUCCCAGGCAAGAACACUGGAGUGGGUUGCCAUUUCCUUCUCCAGGGGAUCUUCCUGACCCAAGGAUAGAACCCACAUCUCCUGUAUUGACAGGCAGGUUCUAAGCCCCCAUAUUGGAAUGAUUCUGUACAAAUGCACUGAAUUUAUGAUUAUCUUGGGGUUCAGGUGUUCCAAAGCCUUGU
Messenger RNA from Dama dama (fallow deer), 3039 nucleotides. It is a transcript of the gene F2RL3, whose product is annotated as F2R like thrombin or trypsin receptor 3. The record is from RefSeq and is a predicted model, not a curated record. Gene Ontology annotation, biological process: phospholipase C-activating G protein-coupled receptor signaling pathway; thrombin-activated receptor signaling pathway; positive regulation of Rho protein signal transduction. The transcript is spliced from 2 exons. Bases 305 to 1444 code for a protein of 379 amino acids. Gene Ontology annotation, molecular function: thrombin-activated receptor activity. Lineage: Eukaryota; Metazoa; Chordata; Mammalia; Artiodactyla; Cervidae. Gene Ontology annotation, cellular component: membrane.